CCCCCAGCUCCAGCCUCUCUCACUCUGGACCCGAACACAGCGCAUCCCCGGCUCAUCCUGUCUGAGGACCGGACCAGUGUGAGACUCGGAGACAAACCACAGCCGCUCCCUGACUCCCCGGAGAGAUUUUAUCCCUGGCUCAGUGUCCUGGGAUCAGAGGGAUUCACAUCAGGGAGACAUUACUGGGAGGUGGAGGUGGGGGUGAAGACCGAGUGGAAUCUGGGAGUGGUCCGGGAGUCUGUGGAGAGGAAAGGGGGGAUCCGCCAGCGGGAGGAGACCGGAUUCUGGAUUGUGGCGCUGAUUCCCGGAAAAGGUUAUUUUGCCUCCACCUGCCCCUCAGUGACCCCCUUCUCCCCGAGUGGGAAUCCCCGGAAGAUCGGGGUUUUCCUGGACUAUGAGGGUGGUCAGGUGUCAUUUUACAAGGCGGACACCAUGUCCCAUCUCCACACUUUCACCCACACUUUCUCUGACAGGAUCUUUCCCUACUUCAAUCUGGGACGGAAUAUUGACGGGAAAAACUGCGGCCCGCUGUCAAUCUGCGGGAUUAAAGGACACUGA
Messenger RNA from Stegostoma tigrinum, 558 nucleotides. Its product is annotated as erythroid membrane-associated protein-like. The annotation marks the transcript as partial. Gene Ontology annotation, molecular function: protein binding. Lineage: Eukaryota; Metazoa; Chordata; Chondrichthyes; Orectolobiformes; Stegostomatidae. The record is from RefSeq and is a predicted model, not a curated record. The transcript has a single exon.